Molecule: messenger RNA, 327 nt
Organism: Eucalyptus grandis
Lineage: Eukaryota; Viridiplantae; Streptophyta; Magnoliopsida; Myrtales; Myrtaceae
Product: classical arabinogalactan protein 7-like
Exons: 2
Coding region: 1-327 (108 amino acids)
Source: RefSeq, a predicted model, not a curated record
AUGGUGGUCCUCCUCGUCAGCUUGGCGGUGGCGCAGAGCCGUGCCCCGUCGCUUGCCCACACCCACUCCAAGUCCCCCUCAGCCUCGCCCUUGCCGUCACCUUCUCCAAUGGCGACGAAGACUCUGCCGCCGGCUUCCGCCCCGUCUCCCAUUAGCGUCGUCACCUCUCCCUCCUCGCCCCCGCCGUCGCCUCCCGUCCUCGAGGGCCCCGCGUUGGGAUCUACGCCGUCGAUCGCAACGCCUUCAGCCGUGGCGCCCGCUCCGGCUGAUAGCGAGGCCGUGAGCAACGGAGUUGGCUUUGCCGCGAGAGAUAUGGACAUUGGAUAG